AUGGAUGACCUGCCCGAGGCCAGAAACUAUGAGGUGGCAGAUAAGCUGGAAUUCCAGCCGAGGCGGCGUUCCAAAGCGUGUGCUCGAACAACAGCUGGCGGGGCCUCCGCCAUGGAAGGCGUGGCAAACUGCAUGGGACGUGACAUGGUGGAGAUUGACCCUCUCGACUUGCAACGGAAUGAGAUGCGAUGUUUUGACUUCACGAUGAUUGUGAUCUUUUCCAGGCUAGUGAUACCCUCUCGCGCUGCAGGUCCCAGUAGCAGUGUGACCAGUGGGGGUACGUCACCAAUACCCUACAGCGAAUUCAUCCCGGAUAGGUAUUCUUCUGGAGCAAAUGGAGACACUUUCAGCAGGACGCCAGUGCCAUCGUCAGAAAUGGAUGAUGGACCUUCUCGAAGAGAUCAUUUCAUGAGAAGUGGAUUUGCCUCUGGGAGGAGUUUGGGAAACAGAGAUGCCGGCGAGUCUAAUAAAAGGGAGAGCGCGUCCACGAUGGGUGGCUUUGGCGUUGGAAAGGGUUUUGGAAACAGAGGUUUUCCCAAUAACAAGCUUGAAGAAGGUGAUAGCUCUGGUUUCUGGAGAGAGCCUAAUAACUUCGGGGAAGACGCUCAGGCGCGGAGCAGGGGGUUCUCCAGGAGAGGAGGCUUUCAGGAUGGAAAUGACUCAGAAGCUUUGGCGCCGCCCAGAAGAGGUGGACGAGGUGGCUUCCGAGGUUGCCGUGGAGGGUUUGGCCUGGGAAGUCCAAGCAAUGGUGACAUUUACCAAAGCAGAGGUGGGAGUGGACGAGGUGGCUACAAAGGGCUAAAUGAAGAAGUCAUCACAGGCUCUGCAAAAAAUUCUUGGAAGUCAGGAACUGAAGGAGCAGAAAGUGAUGACACUCAAGGACCAAAAGUGACCUACGUCCCACCUGCCCCACCCGAGGAUGAGGACUCCAUCUUCGCACAUUAUCAGACAGGCAUCAACUUUGACAAGUACGACAGUAUUCUCGUGGAAGUGUCUGGACACGACGUUCCACCAGCGAUUUUGACGUUUGAAGAAGCUAAUCUCUGUCAGACGCUGAAUAACAACAUUGCUAAGGCUGGUUACACGAAGCUGACUCCUGUGCAGAAAUACAGCAUCCCGAUCAUACUCGCAGGGCGAGACCUGAUGGCUUGUGCUCAGACAGGAUCGGGGAAAACGGCAGCGUUUCUCUUGCCAAUCCUGGCGCACAUGAUGCGUGACGGCAUCACCGCCAGCCGCUUCCGGGAGCUGCAGGAGCCCGAGUGCAUCAUCGUGGCCCCCACCCGAGAGCUCAUCAAUCAGAUCUACCUGGAAGCCAGGAAGUUCUCCUUCGGAACUUGUGUAAGAGCUGUUGUCAUAUAUGGGGGAACCCAGUUUGGGCAUUCAGUUCGACAGAUAACCCAAGGCUGUAAUGUGUUAUGUGCUACUCCUGGGAGACUGAUGGAUGUCAUCAGUAAAGAAAAGAUUGGUCUUAGACAAGUCAGAUAUCUAGUUCUGGAUGAAGCUGACCGCAUGCUGGAUAUGGGUUUCGGACCAGAAAUGAAGAAAUUAAUUUCCUGUCCAGGAAUGCCUUCAAAGGAACAGCGCCAAACCCUUAUGUUUAGUGCAACUUUCCCAGAAGAAAUUCAAAGGAUGGCUGGGGAGUUUUUAAAGCUGAACUACCUGUUUGUUGCUGUUGGACAAGUGGGCGGGGCAUGCACAGAUGUCCAGCAGACGGUCCUCCAAGUGGGCCAGUACUCCAAGCGAGAGAAGCUGGUCGAGACCCUGCGGAACACAGGUGAUGAAAGAGCUAUGGUCUUUGUUGAAACUAAGAAAAAAGCAGAUUUUAUUGCCACUUUUCUUUGUCAAGAAAAAAUAUCAACAACAAGCAUUCAUGGGGACCGGGAACAGAGAGAGCGAGAGCAGGCCCUGGGAGACUUCCGCUGCGGGAAGUGCCCCGUGCUGGUGGCUACUUCCGUAGCUGCCAGGGGGCUGGACAUUGAAAACGUUCAGCAUGUGAUCAAUUUUGACCUUCCCUCCACCAUCGACGAGUAUGUUCACCGCAUCGGGCGCACCGGCCGCUGUGGCAACACCGGCAGAGCCGUCUCCUUCUUUGAUCCCGAGUCGGACAGGCACUUGGCGCAGCCGCUCGUGAAGGUGCUGUCGGAUGCUCAGCAGGAUGUUCCCGCGUGGCUGGAAGAGAUCGCCUUCAGUACCUACGUGCCCGGCUUCAGUGGGAGCAGCAGAGAGAGCGUGUUCACAUCGGUGGACACCAGGAAGAAUUUCCGUGGCAAGAGCACUCUGAGCACAGCAGGCUUUUCCUCUUCACAAAUCCCUAACCCAGCAGAUGACGAGUCGUGGGAUUAAAGCCACGGCAGCCUUCAAGUUCUGAUAGAGUUUCAAUGCAGAGAAGCAGUUUUGAUUUUGAGUUUUUAACGGAAGUGUGAAACCCAGUACUUGUACCUCCUGUCGUUCUGUUCUUACUCCCGCCCUUGAAAACCCCUCACCGACCAGUUAUGAGAGAUGCUAACGCUACAGCUUUGCAGCUACUGAUGCAGACGGUGUUGACUGGAAAGAUUAAAGCAUUCUA
This is a messenger RNA of Myotis brandtii (Brandt's bat), 2566 nucleotides long. RefSeq names its product DEAD (Asp-Glu-Ala-Asp) box polypeptide 4 (gene DDX4). Gene Ontology annotation, molecular function: RNA helicase activity; RNA binding; ATP binding. The coding region runs from base 1 to 2343 and encodes 780 amino acids. Gene Ontology annotation, biological process: cell differentiation; gamete generation. The transcript is spliced from 21 exons. Gene Ontology annotation, cellular component: P granule; nucleus. The record is from RefSeq and is a predicted model, not a curated record. Lineage: Eukaryota; Metazoa; Chordata; Mammalia; Chiroptera; Vespertilionidae.